Molecule: messenger RNA, 679 nt
Organism: Brassica rapa (field mustard)
Lineage: Eukaryota; Viridiplantae; Streptophyta; Magnoliopsida; Brassicales; Brassicaceae
Source: RefSeq, a predicted model, not a curated record
GUGCCCCCGAUUCUCUCUUUCUCUCCCAACCCCGACGAUCGAAUCUAUUCCUCGCCUUGAUCUGCUGAUUUCGCUUCUCUCAGAUAAAAAUGGAAAACUGGUCUAUCUCAGACCUUGUGGAAGAAGACUGGUCUAUCUCAGACAUUGUGGAAGCAAAUGAAAAAAGAUAUGUGCGUGAGAGAGAGAGACUCAUGAAGAGGAAGCGGCCAGUGGCGAACUUAUCUGUGACUGAAUUGGAACAAAUGAGGCAAGAGGCUUUAAGAAUAAUAGCAGCAUGUGGUCUCUGUCCCGAAGGAGAGAUUGAGUCUGCUCAAGAGAGGCAAAUUGGAUGCAAGAACAUACUCACGGAUCAGCGUGUGACGACAGAAAAAUCAGAUGUUGGGCAAUCUUCAGGAGAAGGCAGCACAGAAGAAACUCAUGCAAACCCUGCCCCAGAUGAAUAAACAGAAAUCAUUCGUGUUUCUUCCCUUUUUCUCUUUAUCAACAAUCGCAACUCUCAUGCGUGUUUACAUGUUCCAGACCAAAUUGCAUGCAUCUUCUUUUCUUUUUUAAUAGUUGUCAAUGAACGUGCUCUUAAUUAAGAUUUGUGUUUCUUCAGAGAACAAAUCAUUUUUUUUUCCUUAUUUUGUCAACAAUCAACAUGUUCGAUGCAGUAGUAUCAAUCCUAAACUAUUGUGUU